Molecule: messenger RNA, 816 nt
Organism: Symbiodinium necroappetens
Lineage: Eukaryota; Dinophyceae; Suessiales; Symbiodiniaceae
Source: the annotation of a GenBank genome assembly
AUGGAGUUUGACUUCGACGUCGGUCGGGUCCUCGUGCCCUUCGCGCUGGAGGGAGAUGCGGGUGAGGGCACGCCCCAGGUGGCGCGCUUGGACGACUCCGCUCUGAACGGCGGGAAGGGCGCCCUUCUUCGCGAGCUGCUGGGCGUUCUGGGCGAGGGAUCCAGGCGCGCCCAGGGCUUGUCGAAGCCCGUCACCACAGCCGGACCGCUGAUGUCGAACAGAAUCUAUUUGCUCUACAUGGGACGGUACGCCCUGGGACUGCUGAAGGUCGGGACUAAGCGGCUUUUCGUGUCCCGCGGCGAGAAGGAGGGCUUGGUUGACAUCUCGCCCACCUGCGUGUUGGACUUCUACGUGGUGGAGGGGCACCAGCGCGGAGGCCUGGGCCGGCGCUUGUUCGACACGAUGCUGCGAUGUGAGCACACCUCGCCAGAGAGGCUUGCGUAUGACCGGCCCUCGCCGAAGCUGAUCGGCUUCCUGAGAAGACACUAUGGCCUGGCGCCGUACCAGCCGCAGGCCAACCACUUUGUGGUCUUCGAUGCCUACUGGGCCAAAGCAGGGGUCGACCCGGCCCGGAGUCGCAGCUCAGCUCCAGGCCAGAGGGCCCGGGAACUGGCGGCAAAACUUCCGCCUGCGCCGGUACCUUACGUAGCUGGUCGACAGGAAGAUCCGCGAGUGCAGGUGAUACCUCCUUGGGCUUCUGCACCAUCCCUGCGCCAGAGCCGUACAGGAAGUCGAGGCCCUUUCCAGCGCGCUGGCCAAAGCACUCUGUCCUCGCCAAUGUCGCUGGUGGCUGCCAUGGCCCAGGGCAACCUCUGA